UACAAAAUGGCGCGUGUGGAACAAUGUGCAACGGAGAGUGCGACAAGUACUACCUAUUUGCAGCUUUCUUAUUUUACGAUCUAUCUCACACAAGGAAUAGAGAUCUUAGAAUAUUACACAAAGGUGCCCUUCUAUCAUGUUCUCUUUGAAGCUGUCUUGGUGAUUUGGAUCAUUAGACUGAUAACCAGCAAGACCUUUAGAUUCAGGGAACAGAAGAUUGAACUCACGGAGAAGGAAGAAGAAGAACUGAUUGAAGAAUGGCAGCCAGAACCAUUAGUGCCAGCAACGCCUACGUAUGAAUUAGAUACACUCACUCCAAAAGUAGUACAGGGGAAACCUGGUCAUACUUUGAAUAUAGAUGACAAAGAGUGUCUAAACUUUGCAACAUUCAACUUUCUUGGGUUUGUAGGAAAUGAAAAAAUAGAGGACACAGCCAUCAAAAGUUUGCAUCAAUAUGGUGUUGGUUCCUGUGGUCCCCGUGGUUUUUAUGGGACAAUAGAUGUACAUCUGGAGUUAGAAGAAAGACUGGCAAAAUUUAUGAGAACUGAGGAGGCUAUUCUAUAUGCUUAUGGAUUUUCUACAAUAGCAAGUGUAAUACCUGCUUACUCCAAGAGAGGGGAUGUUAUUUUCUGUGACAAGGGAGUAUCUUUUGCAAUUCAAAAAGGUCUCGUGGCUUCCAGGAGUCGUAUAAUGUGGUUUGAGCACAAUGACAUGGAAGACCUUGAAAGGCUUUUACAUGAACAGAAGGAGAAAGAUGACAAAAAUCCAAAGAAAGCAAGUGUAACAAGGAGAUUUUUAGUAAUAGAGGGAAUUUCUGUCAAUUAUGGUGACAUUGCACCACUUCCAAAAAUAAUUGAACUGAAGUACAAGUACAAAGUACGUCUCAUUAUUGAUGAGAGUGCGUCAUUUGGGGUUCUUGGGCAAACCGGUCGAGGAUUGACAGAGCACUUUGAUGUCCCAAUUGAAGAAGUUGACAUGAUCUCUGUUUCAAUGGAGAACUCGUUAGCAACAAUUGGUGGGUUCUGUUGUGGGACAUCAUUUGUAGUUGAUCAUCAGAGACUAUCGGGUGCUGGGUACUGUUUUUCUGCAUCUCUCCCACCUAUGUUGGCCUCAGCAGCAAUUGAAGGGUUAAACAUCAUAGAAGAAAAACCAGAAAUGUUUGAGGAACUCAAAGAGAAGGCAAAACUAUUGUAUGGAGAACUUGAAGGACUCAAUGGACUUCUACGUGAAGGAUCCGAGGGAUCUCCUAUUUUACACCUGAGACUUCUGGAACCGUUUGAAACAUUUGAGGAAGAUGAAGAGAAAUUGAAACAAGUUGUUGACUAUGCUCUGAAGAAUGGAGUAGCUCUUACUGUUGCAAGGUAUCUAAAAAAUGAGGAAAAAUUUCUGCCACCUCCAAGCAUCAGAGUGACACUGAAUAUUCAGCUGACAACUGAAGAAAUCAAACAUGGAGCCAAAGUCAUAAGGGAAGCUUCAGAGAGUGUAUUUGGCCAGUGAUCAGACACAUGCCAAAAAAGUGUUCCAUCUGUAGCCAGGCUGUAUGGCAAAGUGAUAUCUACUGCAUCUGUAGAUCAAUGUGUAUUUUUGUCAUGAUGUAGACUCAUGGCAGUCAUGAAAGCACGUUAAAGAAUUAUAGAAUAUUGCCAACCAGGAGAAGUCAUAGUUGUUAUGACUUUUUGAAGUAGAGAAAAUGUUGGAUCUAAAGGAGUGAUGAAAUAUACGAAAAAGUUCAGACUGGUAUUAGUUAAUUGAAUCAAUGUAAAUUAACCACUAAAUAAUGUUUAUGUCACAGUUAUAAAUUGUCUUUAUUUGGAAUAUACCUAUAUCACUGAAUUUAUAAUAAUUAGCUUACUUUUACAAUUAUGCACAAAGAUGUGGGGGAAUUUCCUUAUAUGGAAGGAGACUGCUGGAAAUGUGGAGCAACUUUACUAAGAUUGUUUGUCUGUCGGAUUAAUUGAAUUGCAGUUUUGUACAUUGUGUUUUUCUUUCCCUUUGUAUUAAAACAUAAUUAGUGGUCAGUAGUUUUUGUUUUUGAUAAUUUUCAGUUUAUACUUUGCUAAAAUGUUUUGAAUCUAUUAAACCCUUUUUUUUCAAUGAUUUUAAUUAUUACUGUCAUUAAUUUCUUGAGACUUUUGUGUUAAAUAGAAUAACAUUCUCCAACUGAUAUUGUCAUCUUAGGCCUCAUUCACACCCUAACAUCAGUAUGCAUAUUCUCCAUACUGGUCUCUAUACAUUUCCUAAGGUGCUGGCAAGGAGAAUCUGUUUAACAAUCAAGAGCUCUUUAGUUGGUGAUCGUUUCCUUUAUUCUUGUGACCAUUAUGUUUAAUUCAGGCGGUUAUAAUGUAAGAAAAAAAUAAAGCUAAUCAUUGUUAGGUUAAAGGGUUAAUUGCUCAAAAUUAUUAAUUUUUCUGAAUCUUGUUUGAAAACUGAGUUCUUUGAUAUUCUAGAAAUGGUUGAUAAUAGCUAUUAGGAACUGUAGAUAGGCAUGUUUGGUUUUUUUAUUCAGCAGUAAGGUCUCUGCAGCAAGGAACUGCAGUAGUACCUUCUGUACAGAAGGGAGAAUUUGAGAGAAAUAUUGCUGUUACAGAAACUACUUGUAUUUCCUAAAGGGCUGUCAUUUCCUUUUUUGAAGGCUUGUUCAUCUGCAGUUCCACACAUUUCCCAUACUACUGUCAGGAGUUAAAAGCAGUAAGGGUAUUUCAUGGAGAUGCAUGGUGAAUAUGAGUUAAUAUAUUUUUUAAAUUGGUAAUGGCAAUAUUUUUUUUACCUUAUGUUGUAUUAUGAAAUAUCUUGGUGUACAUGUAAUGUGGUCAAGAAAUAAAUAGAAAAAUGAUACAAAUAAAAAAAUGACUAUUUACUAGA
Stylophora pistillata is the source of this 2862-nucleotide messenger RNA. RefSeq names its product serine palmitoyltransferase 1. Gene Ontology annotation, cellular component: endoplasmic reticulum. Gene Ontology annotation, molecular function: serine C-palmitoyltransferase activity; pyridoxal phosphate binding. NCBI's taxonomy places the organism in Eukaryota, Metazoa, Cnidaria, Anthozoa, Scleractinia, Pocilloporidae. The record is from RefSeq and is a predicted model, not a curated record. Gene Ontology annotation, biological process: sphingosine biosynthetic process; ceramide biosynthetic process.